AAUCAUACGAUGGCAAAAAGACGGGUCAAGUUUGCGGAUGACACUGAAUAUGAGAAACUUCCUCCCAAGAUUAGGCGCGGCAGCCUUGCGCUCACCAUUUUCGGCAUACUCCUACUCGGAUCUUGCCGGUAUUUUUCACCCUGGGCCAAAGAUUCAGCGCUCUUCCGCAUUCAACUAUCAACUGAACCGUCAGAUGCAAUCCUACAGCAAGGCGUAGAUCGAGUAUUAAAUGGAACUCCCCUCAUAGAUGGCCAUAAUGAUCUCUUGAUUGUGAUACGACUUUUCUACCUCAAUCACAUAAACAACGAAAGAUUCAAAAGAGUGUUCAGGAACGGAGGAUUCCCAAACCAAGUGGAUGUACCACGGCUGCGAGCUAGUAAACUGGGCGGUACAUUUUGGAGCGCUUUUGUGCCAUGUCCAAAGAAUGGCAGUCUAGAGUUCGUGGAUGAGAACUACGAUGAAGUGGUUCGGGCUACGCUUGAACAGAUUGACCUCUUUAAUCGCAUGUCCUCCAGCUAUCCCGAGUACUUCGACUUGGUGACAAGCGCACAGCAAGCUCACUCUGCCUUCCAAGACGGGCGCUUUAUCGCAUUGCUCGCUAUCGAGGGCCUGCAUCAAAUCGGAAACUCUCCUUCCAUACUCCGACUAUACCACAAGCUCGGUGUGCGCUAUGCUACCCUAACCUGGAAUUGCCACAACGCCUAUGCAGAUGCUGCCCUCGUAGAAAUCGGCGAUUCGAAUGACGGAAAUACAAAAUCUAUUGUCGCACCUCCGCAUUGGGGCGGACUAAGUCUUGUUGGUCGAGACAUGGUUGCCGAAAUGAAUCGGAUAGGUAUGAUAAUUGACCUAGCACAUGUGAGCGCGGAUACCAUGCGUCAGGUACUCGAAGGAUCAGGGCAUGGUCCAGACCGGUGGAAUGGCAGUCUUGCUCCUCCGAUUUUCAGCCACAGCUCUGCGUUCGCAAUAUGCCCGCAUCCUCGGAAUGUACCAGAUGAUGUCUUAUACAUGGUGCAAAGGCGAAAAUCGCUGGUCAUGGUGAACUUCAAUCCAAAGUUCAUCUCAUGCGAAAGGAAGGAUAACGAUCCGGAGACAUUACCCACUCUUUACGCACCCAACGCCACGAUUCAACAAGUGGUGAAGCACAUCACUUAUAUAGGAGAUUUGAUUGGUUAUGAUCACGUUGGCAUUGGAUCUGAUUUCGAUGGUAUUGAUGAUGGGCCGAAGGGGUUGGAGGACGUGAGCAAGUUCCCGACCCUGGUAGCGGAGCUUUUAAAGCAUGGGGUGAGCGAUGAAGCUUGUGGGAAAAUAAUUGGCGGUAAUCUAUUGAGGGUGUGGCAAGCUGUGCAAGAUGUUGCAGAAAAUCUCCAAGACACAAUGUUGCCGCUGGAAGAUCAGCUUGAAAAACCCUGGUUUUGA
Periconia digitata is the source of this 1416-nucleotide messenger RNA. The record is from the annotation of a GenBank genome assembly. NCBI's taxonomy places the organism in Eukaryota, Fungi, Ascomycota, Dothideomycetes, Pleosporales, Periconiaceae.